CUGCCCGCCGCCCCGCCCCUCCUGUCCUCUCAGCUGUGAUAACGCUACGAUAUCGACGACCAAUACGACGAUACAUACUGAGAAAACAUGCAGAUCAACUAUGAGUAAAUGUGGUUCAGAACUGGAUCAUGUAGCGCAGCGCCUCGCGCUCGCUGAGCGGGCGCGGCGCGAGGACUACGAGUGCGAGGCGAGCGAGCGCGCCCCCGCGCCCCGCCCUCCGCCCGCCUCCUACUGCCUGGCAGCCGAGCGACAGUGCGCGCGAGCCACCGAUGGACAAGAUUAUAUGUUCUCCAAAUCCAAUAUCGAAUGUGACAAGCAGGUCUGCGGACCGAACCGUACGUCUCCACCGCCGCUGCCCAUAAAGCUUAUGUCUUCUGAGGGUUGUGAAAUAAAAUCUAGGGGUAAUCUAGACCCUUGCUCUCAUCGGCCGCGCGUCAUUGUUGAAAUAGAUCGCAGCAAGUCUAAAGAAAAUACUGGGACCGAUCAAUUUAAAGAAAGCAUAACGUCGAAACUUAUUAAUAACUUAAGCUUUAAAAAAAAAUCAAAUCCAUCAUGUCCACGACAAAAAUGCAACAAAUCAGAAAAUUGGUGCAUAUCUCCACCUACGCUAGCAUCAGGCCCGACGCGUUGCAAGGAACCUAAUCUUGCAGAAAGAUUACGGCAACGAUCAAAAAGCCUCCACAAUAACCAACAGCGAAAGCUCCACUGCAGUGUUUCGACGUCUGCUUGUGUUACCAAAUCAUCCACGAGCUCAGCAAACAAGGCAGAAACUGAAUCAGAUAUAGGAAAAAAAUCAAGCAUUGACAAAUUAAAUCUAAUUCUGGAAGAAAAGAAGAAGCUAAAAGAGUCUGGACAAGGGCGAGUAGUAAGAGAACCAUGUGGUGAACGGAAAUCUGAUCCAUCAAAUUCAGGCUCAAUCGAAUUGCGAGUGCCAUCAGACACAGAGGCCGUCAAAGUUCGCGUCACUUUAGAUUUCGACCGUACCAACCGUGAGCACAACUCAAUGUCGUCAGCUGAGUUGGCUCCACAUUGUGUUAAGUCACAGGGAAACAGGAGUGAAACGUGGUUGUCUAUUAGAAAUAUUCAGAAAAAAAUAUCUGCGUGUACAAAGAAAACAGAUUCUCACGGACCUAAUAAGAAAAAGGAUUCCUCCUCGAAAGAACAGUCAUGUCCGGUUCCCACAAACCCUUGCGUCCGUCCGAAGCCACCGGCCGACCGACUACCAAGCUCCGGGAAGCCGCCCCGCCCCGGCAGCUCCAAGCCCUGCACGCCUCGGAACGAUCGUUCGCGCUUUUCUUCUGACGUUGAGCCGGCCAAGUGGCUACUACUUCUAUAAUACCACGCAAUACUAUUAGGCUAAUACCUGUGUGUGUCUUUAAAAUAAUAAAAAAAAAUUCCAGAA
Molecule: messenger RNA, 1402 nt
Organism: Colias croceus (clouded yellow)
Lineage: Eukaryota; Metazoa; Arthropoda; Insecta; Lepidoptera; Pieridae
Exons: 2
Coding region: 101-1336 (411 amino acids)
Source: RefSeq, a predicted model, not a curated record